Messenger RNA from Theobroma umbraticum, 1354 nucleotides. RefSeq names its product ovate family protein 7 (gene OFP7). NCBI's taxonomy places the organism in Eukaryota, Viridiplantae, Streptophyta, Magnoliopsida, Malvales, Malvaceae. Gene Ontology annotation, biological process: negative regulation of DNA-templated transcription. The record is from RefSeq and is a predicted model, not a curated record.
CGACUUGGGUUCUGGAAAGCCUCAGGACUUUGUAGUUUGUAAACAAAUAAUUACAGGGAAAGUACACCUGAUUUCCAGGGAUGGCUAAACGUUUCAAGCUCAAGCUUUCUGGUGUUAUACCAUCUUUCCAGUUAUGUCGAUCAAAGAAACCUUCCAAUUUGCCAGAGGCUCCAGUCCCGGCAAUUCAUCUGAUUUCUCCGGUGAAUCCUAAACCGUUAGACAUCGGCUAUCCGAACUUCCCUGCCCCGCCACCGUCGACACCAGACUACUCUUUCAUCAAACGCCACUUGUCACCAAAGAUAGCAUCAGUCGGAUGCGGCUGCCGGGCAAGAUCAUGCACUGAUCAGUACUUAUCCCCGGACGUAAGCUUUAAGUCACCUGACUACUCGUGGAAGAAAGAAGCAACUCGGUUGAACAUAGUGGCAAAAGCUCAGAAGUCCAAGCUUCAAAGGAAAAACUAUGAAGCGCCAUUCUCUGAUGGGCGCAAUGGAGAUAUAUCGGUGAAGAAGAAGGAAAAGAAGAUGGAGAAAGUGAAGGCAAUCGCGAGCGUUUCGUCACGUGACAGUGGAUGUUUCACUAGCGAAGAAGCCGAGAAUGAAGAGACUGAAACCUUAAUCUCUACUUCAAGAAGCUUCUUGGACGAUUCAUCCAGUGAUGAGUUGGAUCAGUCACUGGAGAGUCUAACUGAGGGCUCCCACAUGGAAACCAAGAAGAACAAGAAAAAAGCAAACAACACGAAGAAGAUGAAAGGACGGAGAAGCUUCGGUUCAAAGAAAUACAGAGGAUCAAAUUCAAUGGUUUCGAAGACAAAAACUUCGGGAGCUCUGUCUUCGGAGAAUUCGAUGUUACGGCGGAUGAUGCCCAGCGCGGCGGCGGAAGGGAAGGUGUGGGAGAGCGUGGCGGUGGUGAAGAAAUCGGAGGACCCUUACGAGGACUUCAAGAGGUCGAUGUUGGAAAUGAUAAUGGAGAAGCAGAUGUUCGAAGCCAAGGACUUGGAGCAGCUGCUGCAGUGUUUUCUUUCUUUGAAUUCAAGGCAAUAUCACGGCAUUAUCGUGGAGGCCUUCACCGAAAUUUGGGAGGCCUUGUUCUGUGAUUAUCCCAUGAAUUGCCUCUGAAUUUCAAGCCUUGAAGAUGGGAAGGAAAUUGAAUUCGUCCAAGUUACUUAAUCAAGGUCGAAGAUAGAAUGAGGUAAGCUGUUGUAGGGAUAAUGGGAAGUAUAUUGUAUUCUUUUGUCCCUGUUAAUUAUUAGAGGGUGGGGGGGCAAUUAAUUAUAAAUAUAUGAUGUAAUUCUUUAUUCAUGAAUUAUUCAAAACAUGGAAUAACAAGGUACUAUUACACAAAUUAAUUUUUUAAA